Molecule: messenger RNA, 3677 nt
Organism: Ceratina calcarata
Lineage: Eukaryota; Metazoa; Arthropoda; Insecta; Hymenoptera; Apidae
Product: presequence protease, mitochondrial
Exons: 2
Coding region: 367-3459 (1030 amino acids)
Biological process (GO): protein processing
Cellular component (GO): mitochondrial matrix
Molecular function (GO): metal ion binding; metalloendopeptidase activity
Source: RefSeq, a predicted model, not a curated record
AGGGUAAGAUUAGGAAAAUGUAAAACUACUUGAUCAAGACGUUCAAAUUUUUAUUGAUUGCUCAACGUUGCUUAACUAUUAACCAACGACUAUAUCUAAACGUCGCAUCACGAUUUAUUGUUAAAUUCAAUUCUCCUUCGUUGUUCUACAAAUCCUCACGUGCAACUCCUGUGAACACUGUCACCGGCUCAGUCUACCGUCAGGGACAGUUAUUUACAAACGCAAAGUCCGUAUUCAUCGUAAGAGAGAGUCACGUUUUCUGUGAUUUCUUUCUUAAAGUCAAGAAACAAAGUGUUGCUACGAACGAACGUACGUUCGUUCGACGAAUCUUACAUCUGAUUCUGAUAUUUGUACAAAAUCUCGAAGAUGUUGAGGAUAUCGAAAGCCUCGUAUUUGCGUCAGUUUGGAAUAAGACAAUAUUUGAAGUAUAAAAAUGUUUGUUCGAGAAGUCUGGCAACUACUGUCCCAAGAUAUCAAAUAAGUGAACUGGAUACCAGCAAGUUUCAGAAGGGAGACAUUAUCCAUGGUUUCAUGGUAGACGAAGUUGCGAAAGUAGAUGAGUUUUAUUUAACUGCAGUGCGACUCACCCAUUUGGGAACUGGGGCACAGUACAUGCACUUAGCCAGGGACGACAGUAACAAUGUAUUCUCAGUUGGAUUUCGUACGACCCCGAAGGAUUCUACAGGUUUACCUCAUAUCCUAGAACAUACCACCCUCUGCGGUAGCGAAAGGUAUCCGUGUAGAGAUCCGUUCUUCAAAAUGUUAAGGAGAUCGUUAGCUACGUUCAUGAACGCCAUGACUGGUCCUGAUUACACGAUAUAUCCAUUUUCUACACAAAAUAUGAAGGACUACCGAAAUCUGCAAUCGGUAUACAUGGAUUCUGUGUUCAAACCAAACUUGAGGGAGCUUGAUUUCCGGCAAGAAGGAUGGAGAUUGGAACACGCGGACGUUAACGAUAAGAAUUCGCCUAUCGUUUUCAAAGGAGUGGUCUUUAACGAGAUGAAAGGCGUUUUCAACGAGAAUCAAACGAUAUUAGCUGAAGAAAUGUUGAACCGCAUUCUACCUAGUCACACUUACUCGGUGAUCUCUGGAGGAGACCCUCUCGUCAUACCUACGUUGAGAUACAUCGAUCUGAUCAACUUCCAUCGAACGUACUAUCACCCCUCUAACUCGCGAUUCUAUUCAUACGGCAAUUUCCCUUUGGAAGAUCACUUGAAAUUCGUGAACGAUCGAUAUCUGUUCUUAAUGGACAAGAUCGACACGUCCAUGUCGCGAGUUCCUUCGGAGAAACGUUGGGAGAAUCCGAACAAGGAACACGUUAGGUGUAGACCGGAUCCGAUGGUCGCAGAUCCUACUCGACAGGGAAGUAUAGCUAUCGGUCAUUUGUGUAACGACAUAACUGAUACGCAGAAAACUUUCGAGUUACACGUUCUGUCUCAACUUCUCUUAAGAGGCCCGAAUUCGGCGUUCUAUAAAUCUUUGGUAGAGUCGAAACUAGGCGUUUCCUUCGGGCCGAUGACGGGCUUCGAUUCUCAUUGCAAGGACACUAUGCUCGUCGUGAGCCUGCUCGGUGUCAAACCAGAGUCAUUCGAAAAAGUAGAGCGAGUUUUUAAUGAAACUGUACAGAAAGUCGUCGAGGAAGGAUUCGUAGAGAAUCACGUCGAGGCUGUCCUGCACACCAUCGAGCUUCAAUUGAAACAUCAAACGUCUAGCUUCGGAUUGCAGCUACUCUUCAAUCUAACGCCGUUAUGGAAUCACGAUGGGAAUCUGAUCGAAGCAAUGAGAAUCAAUGAAUCGAUACUUAAAUUUCGAGAGGCACUUAAGAAUGAUCCUAAUUAUCUUCAAAACUUGGUGAAAACGUAUUUAAUGGAAAAUAAUCAUAGACUGACGUUGACCAUGUUACCGGAUGAGAAGUACGACGCCGAGAAAGCGGCUGCCGAACGCGAGCUGUUAGAAUCUAAGUUGAAACAGUUUACUCAAGAAGAAUUGGACCAGAUUUAUAUCGACGGGCAGAUUUUACUCGAGGAACAACAGAAGCAGGAAGAUGAGACCGUCCUUCCGACGUUGAAAAUCGAGGACAUAAAAGAAGAUGUGGAACGAUACAAGCUGGAGGACACGAAGAUCGUCGGGGUUCCGUUACAAAUUGCCACCGAGCCGACGAACGGCGUUUCUUACUACCGUGGAGUUCUCAACACUCAGGCGUUGCAGCCGGAAUUGAAAACGUUGCUACCGAUUUUCAACAACGUCGUCUCGAAAAUGGGAACGGAGAGCUACAAUUACAGAGAUUUCGAUCAGAUGAUACGACUGAAGACCGGGGGCUUAAACUUCAUGAACCACAUCGUCGAGCGUAAAGAUAAUUUGUUAGAGUACGAAGAAGGUGUGAUGAUAGAAUCGUAUUGCCUCGAUCGAAACGUGGAAGACAUGUGGAACUUAUGGUUGGAGCUGUUUAACAAUGUCAGGCUGUCCGACGUCGAGAGGUUCACCACGCUGGUUAAAAUAAGCGCCGCAGAUUUGGUGAACGGGAUCGCGGAUCUAGGACAUACUUACGCGAUGAGUAGCGCUGGCAGUUUGGUUUCGCCGGUCACUAGGUGGAAAGAGCUUUUGUCGGGAUUGCAGCACGUAUCAAGCAUGAAGAAGAUAGCACAGAUGCAGGACUUGAGUCCUGUGUUAGGCCAGAUGCAGGAGAUAGCUAAUUACAUUUUGAACAAGGGACAUUUAAGGUCGGCGAUCAAUUUAGGUAAAACUAACAAGGAGAACAUAUUGGGAAGCAUGGAGCAGUUUUAUAAUUCAUUGAAAGCAACGCCUAAAGAGACGGACAUCUCCGUGUUCGAUCGACACAUAGACACGGACGUCAAAGCUAUACAUUAUGUACUACCGUACUCUGUAAAUUACACGGCUAAAGCGAUUCUCACCGUACCGUACACGCAUCCAGAUUUCGCACCGUUGCAAGUGCUCUCCAAGCUGCUCACGUCGCUUUACCUGCACCCGGAGAUCCGAGAGAAAGGCGGAGCGUACGGCGGCGGUGCGACGAUGUCCACGGACGGAAUCUUUGCCUUUUACUCUUACAGAGAUCCUAAUUCUACCCGCACCUUGGACCUGUUCGAGAAAGCGCACGACUUCUUGUCGAAGCAUCCGUUACCCGAAACCGAUAUCAACGAGGCGAAAUUAGGAAUAUUCCAACGCAUCGACGCGCCAAUCUCCCCGAGUAGUCGCGGAAUGAUCAAGUUCAAGUACAAUAUCACGGAGGACGAUAUCCAGCAGCAAAGGCUGAGAUUGAAAGCUGUGACCAAAGAACAGCUUCUAGACGUUGCUAACAAAUAUUUGCUACCCGAUCAAAAAGACAUUAGAGUAGGACGCGCGCUGAUCGGGCCGGUGAAUCACGAUUUAUUGAGCAGGCAUUGGGAGAAUUGGAGGGUCGAGAAUCAAGAAGAGGAAACUCAAGCAAGAGCAGCCGAAUGAUCGUUUCAAAUAAAUGCUACUAUUCUUAAUUGAGAGUAUCGAUGGAUAUAUAAUUUAUAUAAAACAGUGCGCGUAAUAUUUUCGUGACGGUUUUUAUAUCCUUGCAGCGUGGAGCAUAGUGUCUUGUAAAACAAUAAACAUUAUGCAAAAUUGCUAUUAUAUAUAUAUAUAUAUAUAUAGAUACGUUAUUACAAUAAAUUAUACAUGUAGACAAAGAA